AUGGCUCAAUGGCAGAGUGAUUCGGAUGAGGGUAUUGACUACAUGUUCAAGAUUGUCAUGAUUGGGGACUCUGGUGUUGGAAAGUCUCAGCUUUUGAAUCGGUUUGUGAAGAACGAGUUCUACAUGAAAUCAAAGCCCACAAUUGGGGUUGAGUUUCUCACCAAGACCGUGGUCAUGGAUCACAAACUAGUCAAGGCUCAGAUUUGGGACACUGCUGGUCAAGAAAGGUACCAGGCAAUUACAACUGCGUAUUAUAGGGGUGCAACUGGUGCCUUACUGGCAUAUGACAUAACCAAGCGCCAAUCCUUUGACCAUGUUGAGAAGUGGUUGGAUGAGCUACGGAUACAUGCGGAUAAAAAUAUAAUUGUCAUGCUUGUUGGCAACAAAUCUGACUUGAGUUCUAGUCGAGCAGUGCCUGUUGAGGUAGCCAGAGACUUCGCGCAGCAGGAGGAUCUUUUCUUCAUUGAGACUUCAGCACUUGACUCCAGCAAUGUGGAAUCAGCUUUCCUUGGUCUUCUCUCGCAAGUAUAUAGAACUGUCAGUAAGAAGCACAUCCUUGUGGAUGCACCGGAAUCAAAUUGGGAUAAAGUAAACCUUGAACUUGAAGGAACAAAAAUUAAGGUCCCAUUCCAAGAACCUGGAUGCCAAAAUGCUAAAAGGAGAUUCAGUUGUUGCAAUAUAUUUUAAAGUUUCUUUUCACCUAGACCCACCUUUGUCUGGGUAAGGGCUAUUUCCUCCCUCCCUGUGCUUUUGUGGAUUUUUAUGUAUACUUUGCCCUCAAUUUUUUUACUUUCUCAUUUUUCUGUACUUUACCCUUUAGGAGAUACUUGUUGGGCAUAGUUUUGAAGGAAUAUAAUAUGAUGAAUUUGAGUAGUCUAUUCAAUGUAUCUAGAAGCAGCUCCUUUGAGAUGACUAUUACUCAAAGCAGCUUCCCAGGAAUGCAAAUAGGACAUAUUCUCUUAGUAAUACAUGACAGGGA
Molecule: messenger RNA, 979 nt
Organism: Abrus precatorius (Indian licorice)
Lineage: Eukaryota; Viridiplantae; Streptophyta; Magnoliopsida; Fabales; Fabaceae
Product: ras-related protein RABA4d-like
Exons: 2
Coding region: 1-687 (228 amino acids)
Cellular component (GO): endosome
Molecular function (GO): GTP binding; GTPase activity
Source: RefSeq, a predicted model, not a curated record